AGUAAGAUUUGCUUCGAGAAGGAAGAAGGAAUUUGUGUGCCUCUGAUUUCUUCUGCUCAUUUGACACGACACAGAAAGAAAGGUGUCGUCGGGUCCCGUACCAGUAAAAAGUACGCGUAGGAGACGUGACUUUGACUUUGUCGCCCCAUUCCUACCUUCGUAUCCUCUUGUGACAUAGUUCGUUGUAUAAUUGAGGGUGGAAUUAUUAGUGUGUCAAAGAACAAAGAACGAGAGGGGAACGAUCUGAAAUUAUAUAAGUUUUUUACAUUAAAAAAUCAUCUUGUUAAUAUUUUUAUUUCCUAAUUAAUUUCAAAUUAACUAUACGGAUUGUUAUUUGUUUAAUUGUCCAGAUAUUUUGUUUUGGGACAAUUUUUGUUCCAUGUCAAGCAACAAAUUGACGAGGGGAGCGAUCUGAAAUUAUGAAUUUUACAUUUUUUUAAAUCCUGUUAAUAUUUUUAUUUCGUAUUUACACAACUUCAAAUUGACCAAGGAUUGUUAAUUGUCCAGAAUUUUAGAACUAUAAAUCUCGGAUUUUUGUCAAAUUUUUUGUAAGAAUGGCGUAUCACGGACCUUCGUACGGACUGAGUCGCGAGUGCCAUUUGAAAGCUCAAGCGAAAUUUAACUUGGACCGUGCCAAAGAAGCCGUCACGUGGGUUGAGGCGGUCGUCAAUCGAAACCUGACCUCGGAGAGUAAUAACAACAACGGGAAUCACAACGGCUUCGACGGGGUUCGAGAUCAGCUCGAUUUCGCCGUCAAAUUAAAGGACGGCGUCGCCUUGUGCGAAUUGAUUAACAAACUGUGCCCAAAUGCUGUCAAGAAAAUUAACACGUCUCCUGCCCCAUUUAAACAGCGUGAAAAUUUAGAAAUGUUUCUCAAAGGGUGUGAAACUUAUGGGAUGAAAUCACAAGAUUUAUUUCAAGUGAAUGACUUGUACGAGAAUAAAAACUUGUACAUGGUCGUCGACUGCUUGUUCUCGUUGGGUGGAAUGGCACAAAAGAAUGGCUUUGACGGUGCCCGACUGGGAGUGAGGGUUUCGAAUGAAAACAAGAGGAAUUUCACCCCGGAAAAGUUGGCCGAGAGCAAUAAAAUAAUCGGGUUGCAGUACGGCAGCAAUCGAGGGGCGAGCCAAGCUGGAAUGGGGUCGUUUGGAAACUCGAGGAAAAUUCUUCCCGAUGAAUUUAUGCGCCAUUAAUGGAUUGGUAAAAAUGUAAAAUUGCGUAAUGUAUAUUUAUUAAAUGGGUUAAUUUUAAAGUAGGUUAAUUAAUGAUGAUGAUGAUGCCAAAUUAUAAAUAUGUCGCAUUUAUUAUGCUUUAGUUACUUAAAAGCUUUAAUUAUACAUAGGUUAUUUACAUAAUUAUGUAAUUGCUUCAGAUGACCGAAAAUAUGACAUGUACAUAAAUUUAAAAUAUCUUAUUUUUAGCAGAUUUUAUAUAUAUUUAAUAAUUUAUUGGGACAGAUCAAGCCAUACAUUUACUUUGUUUUAGUUAGUAGAUUAUUACCCAUAAUUAUGCAAAUUUGUUGGGAAAUUACUGCUCGAAAUUAUUAGAACAGAGCCAAACGCGAAAUGGAAAUUAGCUAAAAGUAAAUCUAAUUUAACCACGGUUUGUGUUUCGGGUCCAAGAAACUACUUCCCUUUGCGGUGCAAGAAGUGUAGCAAAUCCGCAAGAAACGAAACACUUCUUUCGAAAACUACUUAUAAAAUUGUCGUAAAUAAUUGCCAUAAUUAAUUAACUUCAAGUCGCCAACACAAAUUGGGAGUCAAUUACGUAAUUCAUGUGUCAUAUAAAACUAGUAAAAGGUGAAGAAUUCUAAAAAUUGGUGCCAAUAAAAACCAUCCACAAUUAUAAAUACUUGUUGUUAAAAUUAAUAAUUAUUCAGUUAACACUACAUACAUAUAUUUAUAUAUUUGAAAAUAGUAUGAAGUUUAAUGGGAAAAUUGUAGCUUAAUUUUUUUAAAGUGCUCAACAAUUAAAUAAUUUAUGAAUAUAAAUAAAUUGCAAUUUCAACAAA
This is a messenger RNA of Folsomia candida, 2011 nucleotides long. RefSeq names its product muscle-specific protein 20. NCBI's taxonomy places the organism in Eukaryota, Metazoa, Arthropoda, Collembola, Entomobryomorpha, Isotomidae. Gene Ontology annotation, molecular function: protein binding. The transcript has 9 exons. The coding region runs from base 555 to 1193 and encodes 212 amino acids. The record is from RefSeq and is a predicted model, not a curated record.